ACUGGAACCUGUGUCCACAGAAUGCUGUCCAGUUUCAACGAGUGGCUUUGGCAGCACAGGUUCUGGUUACCACCCAAUGUCACAUGGGCAGAGCUGGAAGACCGGGAUGGCCGUGUCUACCCCCACCCCCAAGACAUGCUGGCAGCCCUGCCCCUGGCACUGGUCCUCCUGGCCAUGCGCCUCGCCUUUGAGAGAUUCAUCGGCCUGCCCCUGAGCCGGUGGCUGGGUGUGAGGGAUCAGACCAGGAAGCAGGUGAAGCCGAAUGCCACGCUGGAAAAAUACUUCCUCACAGAAGGGCACAGGCCCGAGGAGCCCCAGCUCUCCCUCCUGGCUGCCCAGUGUGGCCUCACACUGCGGCAGACCCAACGAUGGUUCCGGAGACGCCGAAAGCAGGAUCAAACGCAGCUGACCAAGAAGUUCUGUGAGGCCAGCUGGAGGUUUCUUUUCUACCUGUCCUCCUUCGUGGGUGGUCUCUCGGUCCUGUACCACGAAUCAUGGCUGUGGGCCCCAGUAAGGUGCUGGGACAAUUACCCAAACCAGCCCCUGAAGCCAUCCCUGUACUGGUGGUACCUCUUGGAGCUGGCGUUCUACCUCUCACUGCUAAUCCGGCUGCCCUUUGAUGUCAAGCGCAAGGAUUUCAAGGAGCAGGUGAUACAUCACUUCGUGGUGGUCAUCCUGAUGACCUUCUCCUACAGCACCAACCUGCUGCGCAUCGGCUCUCUGGUGCUGCUGUUACACGAUUCCGCCGACUACCUGCUGGAGGCCUGUAAGAUGGUCAACUACACGCAGUAUCAGCAAGUGUGUGACGCGCUCUUCCUCAUCUUCUCCUUGGUCUUCUUCUACACCCGACUGGUCCUCUUCCCCACCCAGAUCCUUUACACCACAUACUACGAGUCCCUUGGCAACAGGGGCCCCUUCUUCGGCUACUACUUCUUCAACGGGCUUCUGAUGUUGCUGCAGCUGCUGCACGUGUUCUGGUCUUGCCUCAUUCUGCGCAUGCUCCGUAGCUUCAUAAAGAAGGGUCAGAUGGAGAAGGACAUUCGUAGUGAUAUGGAAGAAUCAGAUUCCAGUGAGGACGAGGCGGCGGCCCAGGAAUCUCUACAGCUCAAGAACGGGGCAGCUCGAGGGCCGAGGCCAGCCCCCACUGAUGGCCCUCGGAGCCGGGUGGCCGCGCGUCUAACCAGGCACACAACGGCCACAUAGCCAGGCGGGGCUGGCCGUCAAGGGCUGCCCCCAACACCUUGGAUAUUUCUGGGGUGACUGGACUGGCGGCCCUGGGCCACCUUUCCGGAGACAGGGAGAGCCCCACCCGGGGUGGGCGGGGAGGGUUGAUGAUCUGUCUCCAGCCCCUUCCUUCUGCCCACCCGCCCUUCUUCCCUCUGGGCAAAUGGACAGGGCCGAGAGCCAGCAGCUGGAUGUUGUGCCUGGCCAGAGACACCUCCAGGCUGUAGCCUGGGGGCUGGGGGGAGCCCCAGCCUGAAAAGGGUCCGAUUAGAACAUAAACAGAGCCAAAUUUUCUGCCUGAGAACUUGGGUCCCUAUCAAAGCUCCUUCUUCAUCCCCCGAGACUCCCGAGGGAGCCAGGCCUCUAGACUUACAUACCCCACUGACGGGAUACUCACAUACCCCACUGACAGGAUACUCACUGCCACCCAAGGCUGCAGGGCCCCAGGGGCCCCAGAUAGGAACAGAGCCCAGAGACCACCCCCUCCGCAUGCUGUUCCCAGAUGAGCCCCUGACUCGCCAGCCAGUGACUCAAGCCCCUCCCUCCACCCUUAGGGUACCCUUGGUCAGUCUCUCAAAGACUUACAGACUAGCUCUGAAAGGUCACGUCCUUUGCCCAAGCUCACACGGAGGUCGCGGACCAGGCCUGUCUCCGAAGUCCUUAAGUCCAGGAGAUUUCCCGUCUUCGUGGUCCCUGAAGCCUCUCUUGGGAUAGUGGAGGGAGUGGGGUAAAAUCCCACAGGCUUCCCAAGGGUUAGCCUCGGGGAGGUCACUGUCUCUUCAAGGGUUCCAAAAAUAAAGAAACGGAGGCGAGGCCAGGCCUGGUGGCUCACACCUGGAAUCCCAUCACUUUGGGAGGCUGAGGCAGGCAGAUCACUUGAAGUCAAGAGUUCAAGACCAGC
Piliocolobus tephrosceles (Ugandan red Colobus) is the source of this 2125-nucleotide messenger RNA. RefSeq names its product ceramide synthase 4-like. The transcript is spliced from 10 exons. The record is from RefSeq and is a predicted model, not a curated record. The coding region runs from base 22 to 1203 and encodes 393 amino acids. Gene Ontology annotation, molecular function: DNA binding; sphingosine N-acyltransferase activity. Lineage: Eukaryota; Metazoa; Chordata; Mammalia; Primates; Cercopithecidae. Gene Ontology annotation, biological process: ceramide biosynthetic process. Gene Ontology annotation, cellular component: membrane.